AUGUCCUUCGCACCUCCUCCCCAGCCGACGACUGAACUUGGUCGCUAUAGGUUACUGUCCCCUUCCGCCGGUGUGCGAGUGUCUCCGAUAUGCCUUGGCACAAUGUCAAUCGGAAAAGCCUGGACUGAGUCCAUGGCAGGAGCUGUCAGUGAGGAAGAGGCACACAAGUACCUUGACAAGUUCUUUGAGAAUGGCGGAAACUUCAUUGACACAGCUAACAAUUAUCAAGACGGCGAGAGCGAGCGAUUCAUUGGAUCUUGGAUGGCCAAACGACGCAACCGAGACCAGCUAGUGAUUGCAACGAAGUUCAGCAUUGGUCACAGGAACAUGGAUGCGAACGUCCAGAUCAGGGUCAACUAUCAAGGGAAUCAUCGAAAGAGUCUUGUUCUUUCAGUGCAAGACAGCCUCAAUAAGCUUCAAACUAGCUACGUUGACAUCCUAUACCUUCAUUUUUGGGACUACUCCGCAUCCAUACCCGAGAUUAUGCAAGCUCUUGACUCCCUUGUCAAGACGAACAAAGUUUUGUACAUUGGAGUCUCCGAUACGCCAGCUUGGCUUGUUGUCAAGGCCAACGACUAUGCCAGGGAGCAUGGCAUGGCGCAAUUUGUUGUGUAUCAGGGUGCCUGGAGUCUGGCCAACCGCGACAUCGAGCGGGAGAUUGUUCCUAUGUGUCGUGCAGAAGGCAUGGCCAUCGCACCAUGGGGCGUUCUUGGCCAGGGAAAAUUCAAGACAGAGGCCGAGAUCAAGAAUCGGAACGCGGUGCGGUAUGGCAUGCCGCAGACCGAAGAAGAGAAGAAGGUCAGCGCCGCACUGGAGAAGAUUGCCGCUGAAGUCGGUUCCGGGGCGACUCUGGGUGCUAUCGCUGUAGCUUGGCUCAUGGCAAAGUCUCCGUACAUAUUUCCGGUAAUUGGGGGGCGAAGCACUCAGCAACUUGACGAAGUUAUCAAGGGGUUAGAGAUUGUUCUCACAUCUGAACAAGUGAAGGAGCUCGAAGCCGCAGUACCCUUUGCGCUGGGUUUCCCUUACAAUUACUUUGGAACUGAUCCCGCUCAUGGAGAUGGCAAGCCACACUACUUUGUGACUGCUGCGGGCCACACGAAGUAUGUUCGGUCGUCGGUGGCUCUAAGUCCUGGGGCCUGA
Messenger RNA from Dichomitus squalens LYAD-421 SS1, 1140 nucleotides. Its product is annotated as norsolorinic acid reductase. Lineage: Eukaryota; Fungi; Basidiomycota; Agaricomycetes; Polyporales; Polyporaceae. The record is from RefSeq and is a predicted model, not a curated record. Bases 1 to 1140 code for a protein of 379 amino acids. The transcript is spliced from 13 exons.